AUGAGCCAAGAAAAUGACGGAGCACAAGAAAAUUUAUUGAGAGAGCAUGAAGCCCGUCUAAAAUUAAUAAAUCAACAUCGUUCUGGAAGCGUUAACAGUUUAAAAAAACAAGCAACAGAAAUGUUACAGCAAAGUAGCUCCAAAUUUUGCAAAAUUGAAACUGGACAAAUCGUUUUAGUUAAAAUUCCUGAUGUCGACAGAGGACGCUUAGCUCCUCGUAAUAUUUUGGCAGUUUUAUCAGAAAAAGAUGGUUUGUCUCAACUUGGUACAUCGACUGGCGUUUUGGAAAAAUUAGACGCAAGAAAUCAGUGGCGGACUAAGCCUACAGUUGGAUUUAUAAUUGUUUUUAAUAACAUCAACUUAUCGAUAUACCAGUUAAUACAAAAUUCAGUUUGCAGGCAAAUUGCUGCAAAAGAAUCUAAUUCUUCUCAAGGUUUUGUUCGAUGCAACUGUCGUAAGCAAUGUGGUGACAAAAAAUGUAAAUGUGUAAUGAAUAAGAGAAAAUGUAAUAGUAAAUGUCAUUCAAGUACUUCCUGUCGAAAGAAAUAAAAUAAAUUGAAGUUAGGUUGUUUAUUUAUGACUUGAUUGGCAACGGCACACAGUAGGCGAAGGCGGAUGAUACAGCGAGACAAAACCUCCUAUUUUUUUAAAGCCCGUUUUCAAGACUUUAUUACUGAAUUAAAGUUAAAAAACUUUAUCCUGCUCGAUACAUCUCGAAAUAAUUUCGUAGUAGGCUUUGAUCAUACCGUAAACAAUUGAAAGUGUCAACAACAUUUUGUGCCCAAGCAAGCGUCUAUUUUGCAUGUACAGGCGAAACAAAGUUGACACUAAUUUUUGAGUGAAGUUAUUAUUAAAAUAAAACAUAUUGUGAUGGUUGAAUAUAAUAGAGGUAAGUUAGCUUCAGAUCAUUAUAGAUUUCCAUUAUUAUAGUGGUUGCUUAGUUUACACUCUUGCCUUUUUGGACUGAUAUAUAAUUACUUAUUUUUUUCAUAAUUUUGCCAAUUGAUGGAGGUGGAAAUACAAAGUAAUCCAAAGUACUAUUUAAUUCUCAUUUUAAAUAAAACUUUAUAAAUCGCUCUUCGACAUAAUGUCAAGAUCACUUGCCCGUUCUUGCCCGUUUAGCCAUUUUUUAACGAUAUUUCACUGUUGCUGCAGUGAAGCUAGUCAAAUCUUUUAAUGCAUUUGUAAAAGGAAUAAAUUCAUAACUUUCGAGCCAAAGCAGAUAUGAACAUGCGGUUUUCAGAUUUAUGAUUAGAAAAAUAUGUUCUACUUUUUAGUAUGUUUUUUUUGUUGGUAAACAUUAAUUGCGGAUCCAAAUGGCAGACUUUUUAUUUAUCAAUCGAUUUGUCUCAAAUUUGGGGUAUGAAAUAUUUUAUUAACAGAGGUUUACAACUGACAGCAUAAAAAUAAAAUAAAUAAAAACAUUUUUUUAAGUUAAAAGUUAAACGAGUUUAUUAAAGAAUUCCGCUAAAAAGUACAAAUUAUUUGCCUUAGCUUAUGUCUCUGUUGAACAAAACAAUUGUGCCACAAUUUUAUAUCGAAAAUAAAUAUUUAAACGAAGAUCGAACUUGAAAAUAUAUAAGAUGCCAUAUAUUUUUUUUCACCACUCAUAGUCAUAGGCGUCUAUCAUUAAAUACCAAUAUAUUUUAGGUUUCACAAGACAAGAACUCGUAAAUGUAUUACGAGAAAAUGAUAGACAUCUGCCUUUUUCGAAUGCGUCGAAAAAGUAUAUCAGAGACUAUAUUACUGAAAAACUAAAUAUUACAAAAAACGAUAGCUCUGAAAAGAAAUUAGAAAAUAUAAUGAAACGUUUUCUAAUAUCUUUAAAUAAAAAGUGGAAUGAGUGUCAUAGAACCUACACAAACCUAAAUUCUAAACACAGAUGAUGGCUUUUAGGAAGACUCAAAUUAUUUCCAACAACUAAUUGAAUUGAAUCUCAAAAUUAUUUCCAACAACUAAUCUCGGUAGCAAACCUCAAAAACCUUUUUCUGAAUGUUCAGAAAGGUCCAAAAUACGCAAAGUAAAGGAUCUGGUAUCGUCAAAAGAUACCGAAGAACUAGCUACAGCUACUAGAGUGAGCUUAAAUAUUUCCGGGAAAAGAAACGCAGCUCUUUUGGUAAAAAAGGCAACAGAUCCAGAAGCCCAAGCUACACUAAAAAAAUGACUCUGCUAAUGCUCAAAAUAUUACGGAUAUUUUCACGCCUACAGAAGCUCUUGCACUGUUAAUUGAUUUAAAUUUGAGCAAACAUCAGAAAUAAGCUGAAAGAAAAGGGCCACAAAAACCUUCUUCCGUCAUAUGAGAUAGUUCGAGUUGAGAAAGGCAAAUGUUAUCCCCCAGAAGAAUCUAUACAAAUUACAGAAUCUUCUGCAGAGAUUAAAUUGCAGCCACUUCUUGAUCGCACCACGCAAAGGAUACUGGAGAUACAAAAACUGUUCUGGAAUCCUGUGCAUCAUUUGAUAACCCUACACAUCUAGAAUUUGCCCAUAAAUGGGGAAUCGAUGGAAGUUCGGGGCAAGCAAGGUUUAAACAAAGAUUCUCUGAUGAAAUGGUAAGCGAUACAGAUUUGAUCCAGUAUCAAUGGUUCCCAUUCAAGUCAGAGAAAAACAGCCAACAGAUGACCAUCAAAAAACAACAAAAAUUAUAUGGAAAAAUCCAAAAUGCUCCUCUACAAAGUUUUGCCGACCUAUAAGCUUUCACUUCAAGAAGGAAACCAAAAAGUACAAAAGCAGAAGUGGAUAAAGUGCAAAAUCAAAUCCAGUCUCUAAACUCUACCGUUGUGCCAUUUCAUCAAACAGAAAUAAUAGUAAGUCAUGUUCUCUUGCUUACCAUGCUGGAUGGAAAGGCUGUUAGCAACCUAACAGAUACUUCUACACAAACCAGCAACAUUUGUAUGGUUACUCCCAAGAACAUGAAUAAUAUAGAAUAUGUUCAAAGCAUAGAAACAAAACAAUGCAAUUACAAAUAUGGUUUGUCGACAUUACAUGCUCAUAUUCGUUUUUUUUUGAAUGUUUAAUCCACAUGUUUCCUAUUGAAUAACCAUUCAAAAGUGGCAAA
Messenger RNA from Sitophilus oryzae (rice weevil), 3055 nucleotides. RefSeq lists its product as uncharacterized. Lineage: Eukaryota; Metazoa; Arthropoda; Insecta; Coleoptera; Curculionidae. The record is from RefSeq and is a predicted model, not a curated record. Bases 1 to 549 code for a protein of 182 amino acids. The transcript is spliced from 3 exons.